AUGCCUAAAUCAGAUGAUCCACGUAAAAUACACAUGGAUGAAGCGAAAAGACGUGCAGGAAUCCCUGUUGAAUUUGACAAACUUCUUACUGAUUCAUUGAAACUAGCAUUUCAGAAGGAAGAUAUUGAUUUUAAUGAUGACGCAAUGUUAAUUGAAUGUUACGAAAAACAUAACAAAACUCUUGAGAAUUACGUUGCAACGGGCAACUGGUAA
Messenger RNA from Schistosoma mattheei, 213 nucleotides. The record is from the annotation of a GenBank genome assembly. NCBI's taxonomy places the organism in Eukaryota, Metazoa, Platyhelminthes, Trematoda, Strigeidida, Schistosomatidae.